This is a messenger RNA of Yarrowia lipolytica CLIB122, 1167 nucleotides long. The record is from RefSeq and is a predicted model, not a curated record. Lineage: Eukaryota; Fungi; Ascomycota; Dipodascomycetes; Dipodascales.
AUGUCACAAGCGUGCCCACCCCAAGACUGCACGAAAUGUGCUUCCAACGAAGUCUGCGUGCUCGGAGUUGCCUCCCAAGACAACCCCUGCCCCAGCAUCACAUGUUCUGCCGCGAUGGCCAACACCAACACCGACUCGGGUAAGUCGUCAUCUGGUACUUCUGCUGGAGCUAUUGCCGGAGGAGUUGUUGGAGGUGUUGCCGCCGCCGCCAUUUUCGGCUUCUUCGUUUGGUUCUUCUGCUUCUCGAAACGAGCACAGAGAGUCAGAGAAGAGAAAGAAUGGAUCCCCGUGGUCGGCCAGGACCACGUCACAGACAACCACACCGCCGGGCAGAUGCCACCAAACCAUCGAAACUCGUCGUCGACGUUUGCCUCGCUGGCCUCUUCGGCCCUGUCUCGAGCAUCUAACGUCAUUCCCAUCGCCUACGUUCCUGGUGUCACGUCACGUGGCCAAAUGUCUCGUGACUCGUCCACUGGUGGAACUCUCGGUUCCAAUCCGCCCAUUCCCAACGUGCCCUGGGAGUACCAGUUUACGCCCGAGGAGCUGCUGCGUCAGUCGCGCCAAUCAACCGUAUACGGCAUUCGAGAUUCGGUCAACACAGAGGCUUACCGAGAGUCUCAGGCUUACGUUAGCAGUGCGAUGAUGACGGCCAUUCAGGCUAAGCCCAUGCUUGUCAACGUGAAGGACGGCCAUGUAACUAACAACGAUGGGAGUGCACGUGACUCGGCUCUACGACAGUCAUUCAUGUCUGGAACCUCCGACGGCUCUGUCUACGAGGUUGCCAGUGCCGAGCGAGUCAAUGCCCGGUCCAUUCGAAUCGGAAAGGCCCAAAGAGUCGGUCUGCAAAGCACAUACAUCAGUGAAGAGUCGGAGGAGGAAAUCGGAGGAGGAGCCAGCAGGACACGAGACUCGACUCAUUCUGCAGCUGUGCCCAUUGGUCUUGAUCGGCCCACUCUUGGACGAUCGUUGACCGGAAACAGUGGCUCUGGCGUCUCUGGCGUGAGUCGCAAGUCGGAGGUGCCUCCUCUGCCUGCUGCUUUGGAAGUCUCCUCUUCCGAGGCACCCCAGUUGGACGAGGAUAUUUUUGCUGGACUCGACAUUCCUGUCCAGUUGAUCACAACCGACGACGGUCAAGAGUCUCCUUUUGACGAUAAGUUUCGACUUUAA